Molecule: messenger RNA, 731 nt
Organism: Aegilops tauschii subsp. strangulata
Lineage: Eukaryota; Viridiplantae; Streptophyta; Magnoliopsida; Poales; Poaceae
Product: large ribosomal subunit protein uL14
Biological process (GO): translation
Cellular component (GO): cytosolic large ribosomal subunit; ribosome
Molecular function (GO): large ribosomal subunit rRNA binding; structural constituent of ribosome
Source: RefSeq, a predicted model, not a curated record
ACCAAACCAGCCCGAGGGCAUUUUCGUACUAUACGCAGCCAAAACCCUAGCCCGCCGAUCUAUAACUAGCGAGCCAGGAGAAACCCUACCAGUCGGUCCAGCCGCAGCCGCCGCCAUGUCGAAGCGAGGGAGGGGAGGCUCCGCGGGGAACAAGUUCCGGAUGUCGCUGGGGCUGCCUGUGGCGGCGACGGUGAACUGCGCCGACAACACGGGCGCCAAGAACCUCUACAUCAUCUCCGUCAAGGGCAUCAAGGGCCGCCUCAACCGCCUCCCGUCCGCCUGCGUCGGCGACAUGGUCAUGGCCACCGUCAAGAAGGGCAAGCCCGACCUCCGGAAGAAGGUCAUGCCCGCCGUCAUCAUCCGCCAACGCAAGCCCUGGCGCCGCAAGGACGGCGUCUUCAUGUACUUCGAAGACAAUGCUGGAGUGAUCGUGAACCCCAAGGGUGAGAUGAAAGGAUCUGCCAUCACCGGACCUGUGGGAAAGGAGUGUGCUGACCUUUGGCCCAGGAUCGCCAGCAACGCCAAUGCCAUCGUUUGAGAGCCUGUUUCAAGUUGUGAGACUGCUUAUAUAAUGCCAGUGUGGGUUGCAGCUGUUUUGCCUGGGAAAUAGUGGAACUCUGCGUUGCUCUGUUUUGUUUGGCAUCUCAGUUUCUUAGUGAACAGAAGCCUGCCUGUCUGCUUAGUUUAACAACUGUAACUUCGUUGCCAGAGAAAAUGGUGAACUUUGCGUA